Penicillium antarcticum is the source of this 984-nucleotide messenger RNA. RefSeq names its product eukaryotic translation initiation factor 4E. The record is from RefSeq and is a predicted model, not a curated record. Lineage: Eukaryota; Fungi; Ascomycota; Eurotiomycetes; Eurotiales; Aspergillaceae. Bases 1 to 984 code for a protein of 327 amino acids. Gene Ontology annotation, biological process: translational initiation. The transcript is spliced from 3 exons. Gene Ontology annotation, molecular function: RNA 7-methylguanosine cap binding; translation initiation factor activity. Gene Ontology annotation, cellular component: cytoplasm; eukaryotic translation initiation factor 4F complex.
AUGGAUAAUGCAAACCUGUGGACCCGUCGGGCAAACUCCUCAAAGUUGUCACUUUCAAUGUCCGGCACGGAGGCCAGGGAAGGUGGCGCUCGGGUUGAAAUGCCCCGCGCAUCGAAACGCUUCGGCCCGGACAGCUCGCAUGGUCGCUCGAAUCCCUUUAACGCAAUAUCCCCGCUAUCCGGCGGUGUCUCCUCGCCAUCUACCAAUGCCUCCUCCGCCUUCGGCCUCGGAUCUGGCGCAUUCGCCUCAUUCGGUGCCCCCAAGACUCCCGGUGGCUCCGAGUUGAAAACACCCGGAGAACGCCGUGAGGUCUUGGAUCAUGACGAAGCUCUACGACAAAAGGUUUUCGACGCCUCUGUCUCUGCUCCUGGUGAGCAUCCCCUCAAGUCGACGUGGAUCGUCUGGUACCGCCCUCCUACUCCCAAAUACUCCGACUACGAGAAGUCUACCGUCCCGCUUGCUUCCAUAUCCUCGGUAGAGAGCUUCUGGGCUGUCUACUCGCACCUGAAGCGCCCAUCGCUUCUUCCGACUGUUUCCGAUUACCAUAUCUUUAAGAAGGGUAUCCGUCCUGUUUGGGAGGAUGAGGCCAACAAGCGGGGUGGGAAGUGGAUUGUGCGUUUUAAGAAGGGCGUGUCUGACCGCUACUGGGAGGAUUUGCUCUUGGCUAUGGUUGGCGAUCAGUUUGCGGAGGCCGGAGACGAAGUCUGCGGUGCGGUGUUGAGUGUUCGGGGCGGUGAGGAUGUGCUGAGUGUCUGGACAAGAAUCGACGGUGGGCGCAACAUUAAGAUCAGAGAAACGAUCAAGCGCCUCCUAGCAUUCCCCGGAGACACCAACAUCAUCUGGAAGAGCCACGAUGAUAGCAUUGCGCAGCGCUCCGCCAUUGACCAAGCCCGCCAAGAAAAGGCCACUACUGCUCCCACUCACCAGGAACGGCGGCGCACAGGCACUGACGACUCUGACAAAGUCAAGGCUGUGGCCCUGUGA